AUGGGUAUCAAAAAGUUCUUUAAGAUCAAACCUCCUGAAGAGGAUACUGUUGAGCAGAAUAGAGAGACUCUAAAUGAACUCGGUAUUACGACCAAGAAUCCACAAAAGAAGAAGAAGGAGAAGUUUGCAGCAUAUGGAAACUUUGCCAGAGACAAGGCAGAAGAUAGGGUAUAUGCUCCACCGGGGUACGAGAACUACGGGAAGUCUCAGGAUGAAGAAGAUUUGAACAAAUCGUCUUUAGAUGGCGACACAGGUGGAGAAAACCCAUCAUCGGCCGAUCCCUAUGGUGUUCCUAGUGGUGGUGCAGAUCCGUAUGCGGUUAAUCCAAACGCGGGCUACCAGAGUGAUCCCUAUGCCAGUUUUCAGCACAGUAGUAUGUACAACAAGGGACAACAGUACAACAAUGGAUACAAUAGCGGAUUCGAUGGGCUGAAUAAUUACAACAAUAGUGCCGAGCCCAAGAACUACGGGAAUGCAUACUCAAACGGAACUGGUAGUCCUUAUGGCACGGCUAGUCGACAAGCGUACAAUCGCAGUGGUUCGGUUCCCCAACAAUCUACCCCAGACGUCGGAUCCAAUCCUUACAGUUUGAGCAACAGUAGCGGUUCGGUACCUCAGCAAACCAAUCCUUACAGUUCGAAUAAUCACAGUGGAUCCGUACCUCAGCAUUCUACAACAGGCUCCAAUCCUUAUGCUGCCAUUAACUCGGACUCGUAUGCAGGCAGUAAUACGAAUGCCAAUCCAUACACAAGGCAGAGAAGUACGGCGAAAGCACCAGCACGAAACCGCCUGGCACCUGUAGCAUCGACUGCUGGAACCGUCGAUCUGAACAAAAGCCCUCUAGAUAAUGAUGAUUUAAACGAGGAGCCACGAGCCGGUGAGUUUGAUUUCGAAGAAGGCAAUGCAGCCAUCAGAAAUACAGUAGGCGUCGAAGAACUGGAUUUGAAUGCGACGAUGAAUAAUGAGGACCAAGGCGAUGACCUAAAUGCUCCAUACGGAGGUGAGCAGCAGCAACAGGCUUACCAACCAGAACCUCAAUGGCAGAUUGAAGAAGAGGAACAGCAACAGCAUUAUGGCGCCUCCAACAAUAGAGAUUUCAGAACCUUCGAAGAUAUCCAAAGGGAGGAAGAAGCACGUCAGCAACAGGAAGAAGAUGAAGCCGUGGAUGAAAUUAAGCAAGAUAUUCGUUUCACCAAACAAAGCUCUAUGGCAUCGACUCGUAACACUUUGAAGAUGGCACAAGAAGCUGAGAUGUCAGGUAUGAACUCCUUGGGUCUCCUGGGGCAUCAAAGUGAAAAAUUGAACAACGUUGAGAGGAAUUUGGAUUUACUGAAAGUGCAAAACAAGAUUGCCGAUGAUAAAGUGGCAGAGUUAAAGAAACUAAACCGUAAUAUCUUGGCAGUCCACGUCUCUAACCCAUUUAACUCCAGAAGGAGACAGAGAGAACGCGAAGAAAAGAUCAAGAAUCGUAAGAUCGAGGAAAAAUUGAUGCAAGAGCACACUAGUCAACAACUGUCCAACUCCACACAACGUAUUGAAGGUGCGAUGAGAGGUAACAGCGAAACUGGAGCUGUACGCGAGAGAUAUCAAAGGCAACAAAUCCUAGAUCGUGCUAAGAAAUACCAAUUUGAAAAUGACGAGGAAGACGACAUGAUGGAAGUCGAGAUAGAUAGAAACCUUGAUCAAAUUCAACAGAUUAGUGGUCGUUUAAAGAAACUGGCUGUAGCAACAGGUGAAGAAUUAAAUUCACAACAAAAGCGGGUUAACAAUAUCGAGGACAGUACAGACGAUCUAGACAUCAAGAUUCAUUUAAACACUACCAGGUUAUCAGGGAUAAGGUAA
Molecule: messenger RNA, 1842 nt
Organism: Torulaspora delbrueckii
Lineage: Eukaryota; Fungi; Ascomycota; Saccharomycetes; Saccharomycetales; Saccharomycetaceae
Gene: SEC9
Product: Sec9p
Exons: 1
Coding region: 1-1842 (613 amino acids)
Biological process (GO): exocytosis; vesicle fusion
Cellular component (GO): plasma membrane; SNARE complex
Molecular function (GO): SNAP receptor activity; syntaxin binding
Source: RefSeq, a predicted model, not a curated record